This is a messenger RNA of Alternaria infectoria, 948 nucleotides long. RefSeq lists its product as uncharacterized. The transcript is spliced from 3 exons. The coding region runs from base 1 to 948 and encodes 315 amino acids. The record is from RefSeq and is a predicted model, not a curated record. NCBI's taxonomy places the organism in Eukaryota, Fungi, Ascomycota, Dothideomycetes, Pleosporales, Pleosporaceae.
AUGGCGCGCACCCGCACAAACCCCCUCAAGGAAGCCCGUUCCUGCCUCACCCUCUUCACCCACUCCCGCUCCACCCGCUGGCCCUCUCGCACCGGCCUCGCAACCGACAUCCUCCUCUUUCUCUCCAUCCUCUUCGCGGUCGCGCAACUCGGCCUCUGUGUCGCUAUGGCCCACCGUCUACUCGCCUCCCCCCAAAGCGAAGUCAAAUGCUUGAAUGUGGAUGCCGGUAGCAACUUUGACUUCACCAACACGAUCAUAGCAAUCCUGAUCUUCAACCCGCUUCUCCUAGUCAUCGAUCUCCUCCUUCUCCUUCGGAGCCACUACCGCUCCGCGCGCAUCUCCAACCGUGCUGGCAUGCUCUGGUCUACCUGCCUCGCUGUCUACUUCGUGCUGGUUGCUUUGGGCACUGUUUGGAUGAACACUUUCCCCAGUAGCAAGAUCGAUUACAGUUUGAGGCACACUGUGGCUCUCACUAGGGAUUCGUGUUGGCAAUACGAUAAGACGAUGUAUACGUUGGACAGGUGGAGUAGAUGGGCAAAGGGGAUUGAACGGGGUUGUGAGGUUUUGGGCAUGUUGGGAGCGGUUUGCAUGGCUAUCUACUUCGGCUUUGCGCUCGCCGCGGCGUACAUCAACAGAAAGACUGAUGCGCAACAGUCUAUGCGACUAGACGAUCUCAGCGGCGCUUCUUCCCUUACCCCCGCGCAACAAAACCUUCGCGACUUUCCUUCGUCGAGUCUCGGUGCUCAUGCUACGCCUGUUCCGUUGAACAACUUCGGACUCACGUUCAUAGACGGUACUCCAGGCCAGCAGCCGAAGAUCGCGACAUCACGAGCGUCGCCCGAGGACCUAGAAGCGCAUGCAAAUCCGUUCACGGAUCCGGCAAAUCUGAUUAGGGAAGGGGCAGACAGGGAGGUUGUGCCGCCAGAGCCGGCAAGACAAUGGAGGUAG